UAUUAUUAUUAUUAAGGCUACAAUUAAAAAUAUUUGCAUUUGAUGAGCUGAACAGUUAGCACACGUCACUCUGAAACAAAAACAUGUGAUGUUUAUCUUAAUAAAUUCCACAUUUAUUGUAAUAAAUGUUGCCUGUAAUUACUAUAGACUUGUCAGACCAUCCUCGAUUCUUUGUUUAUCUACAAGUCAUCCCACUCUCUCUCUGUCUGCUUGCCAGUGCGCAAGUGGGGAGGGUGAAAUCUCAGUUUGAAGUCUCAGCGUCUUCCUCAUUUCCACGGACCACAUCAGCGUCUGUCGGAUCAUCAGCUCAGUCACAUCAUUCGGGAGCAGUCCACAGUUAUUAAUAAAAACAACAACUACGCCUUAUAGGCCUGUAUCUUUUAUUGACUCCUGUUGUUAUGGUUACCACUGCUUUCUGCGCUGAUCGUUAGAAGACUCUGGAGCAUCAUCAUCUCAGGGAGCCGACUCUUCACUCGCGCAGGACGGGAUGCCGGAUUCACAGCAAUGGGAAGUUUAAAUGCGAAGCGAAGACUGCGGACCCAGGCAAAAAGAAAAAAAAAACAGUUUUAAAUGAAGUUUAAUACAGAUAAAUGCGUUUGAAAGUAAUAAGCUGUGAUGACUCCCCAGAUAAUUCGCGACAGUCUCUGAAUGUCUUCUAAUUAAUCGCUCUUUUUGAGGUGGACUAUUAAUUUUACAGGUUAAUCAGCGCUGUUUCUGCAAGCACAAUGAAAUCCAUCUUCUACAGUCGCUUUUUCAUCCUUCUCCCAUGGAUCUUGAUAGUGAUCAUCGUGAUCGACAUUGACACGAAAAGAUCGUCUGUUCGCAACACGGCGAGCUUCUAUUUCUCUCGGAUGGGAAAUGUCCAGCAGCAGCAGCAGCAGCAGGACGCCAGGGCGACUCGGACCAGCAGCGGGUCCGGGGGUAACGGCACAUCUCUCCCGGUCAUUUAUGCCAUCACUCCCACUUACAGCAGAGCGGUGCAGAAAGCAGAACUCACGCGCCUGGCCAACACGUUCCGCCAGGUUCAGCAGUUUCACUGGAUCGUGGUGGAGGACUCAAACUCGCGUACGGAGCUGGUUUCGCGGUUUCUCGCCCGGUCUGGAGUGCGAUACACACAUCUGAACGUGUUCACCCCGCGCAGGUUCAAGCGGACGGGGAUGCCCCGCGCGACCGAGCAGAGAAACGCAGCGCUCGGUUGGCUGAGAGGACACCGCACCUCCAAAGAUAAAGGAGUAGUGUUCUUCGCGGACGAUGAUAACACUUACAGCCUUGAGUUAUUUGAAGAGAUGCGGUCAACCAGGAAAGUGUCAGUGUGGCCAGUGGGACUCGUUGGAGGCCGGAGGUAUGAGCGUCCCCUGGUAGAGAAGGGCAAAGUGGUCGGUUGGUACACAGGCUGGAGGGCUGACAGGCCAUUUGCAAUUGACAUGGCUGGCUUUUCUGUGAACCUGCAUGUGAUCCUGUCAAACCCGCGUGCCCUCUUCAAGAGGAGAGGAGCCAAACCAGGGAUGCAGGAGUCCGAUUUCCUCAAGCAGAUCACAAAGGUGGAGGACCUGGAGCCAAAGGCCCACAACUGUACCCAGGUUCUGGUGUGGCACACCCGCACUGAAAAGGUCAACCUGGGCAAUGAACCAAAGCGGCAACAGGAUUCUGUUUUUAUUGAGGUCUAGUGGAUGAGAACGUCCUAGGAGUUUCACACCUGUCAAUGUUACACUGGAUGGAUCAAAGGACCACCAUCACUGGCACUUGCAAAAAUAAUGGCCACCUUUGAGCUUUUGGAUACCUGCGCUGGAGAAAAGACAUGUUCCUUAAGCAAUCAAAUGCUUUAGAUUUGCAUUCGGACAAAGCUGUCUUGGGAACAUGUUCCUGAAUACUGCACUGACAUGCAUUGUCUCUGCUGGGGCUUUUCAUUGUAGCAACACACUGGAUUACCUGUAACGUGGUGGUGGAGAAACCAUAGUUAAGGUGUUUACAAAUGGCAACUGUAUGUAAAAACUUUAUCCUAUUCCUAAUGCAUCUAUGUUUACUGGUCCAUUUGUGGAAUCAGAUCAAUGUCUGCCUGCCUGUGAACCAGAGAAAAAUACGUUUGAGUAAUGUACAGAGGUCUAAACUACUGACGGGUGUUGGUGGAGAUCCUGCCCAUGGAACAAAACAGUCUACACAGAAUAAGAAAUUGUGGAUGAAAGACAUUCAAGGCACACUGAACAUUCCCUGGAAAUAGAGAUUAAGCUGGUGGAAGCUGCAAAGAGUAAAUCAGUUUGUUUCACAGUGCACGAGACACUAUUACGAGGACAGAACCUUUGGAUUACAAAUGUCUUUAUUCCAAAUGACUCUCUUUAAAAGCAAAAAAAAAGAAAGAAGAAGAGAUAACUUUACAAUAAAUGCGUCUUUAGACAAAAUGAUCACACAAUAGUUCAUGGCUAUUCACUGUUUAAUGCACGGAAAUACAUUUUUUUUUCCUCUGUACUAGGCAACAGAAAAUGUAAACACAUUAUAGAAAUAAACCUGGAUGACGAGG
This is a messenger RNA of Myxocyprinus asiaticus (Chinese sucker), 2515 nucleotides long. RefSeq names its product galactosylgalactosylxylosylprotein 3-beta-glucuronosyltransferase 2-like. The transcript is spliced from 4 exons. Gene Ontology annotation, molecular function: galactosylgalactosylxylosylprotein 3-beta-glucuronosyltransferase activity. Gene Ontology annotation, cellular component: Golgi membrane. Lineage: Eukaryota; Metazoa; Chordata; Actinopteri; Cypriniformes; Catostomidae. Gene Ontology annotation, biological process: chondroitin sulfate proteoglycan biosynthetic process; carbohydrate metabolic process. The record is from RefSeq and is a predicted model, not a curated record. The coding region runs from base 726 to 1667 and encodes 313 amino acids.